AUGGUUGCCAAGAGUAAGGAUAAUGUCGAGUAUGAUGAUGAAGAAGUCGAUAAUAUUCUAGAUGCUGUCUACAGUGCCAUUAUGGUUGAUGCCAUUGUUGUUGUUCUUGUUGUUGUCUGUUAUGAUGCGGAUGAUAAUAAUCUCGAGUUUUUCACCAAGGCUUUGAAAGGUAUCAAUGUUAAAGUCUUGAUUCCCGCAAUCGGAUCCGGUGCUGGUGUUGCCCCGGCUGCUGCUGCUUCCCCAGCUGCUGAGGCCAAGAAAAAAGAAGACAAGAAGGAAGAAGAACCCAAAGAGUCCGAUGGCAAUUCGGGCUUUACUGUCUUCGAAUAA
Molecule: messenger RNA, 330 nt
Organism: Musca domestica (house fly)
Lineage: Eukaryota; Metazoa; Arthropoda; Insecta; Diptera; Muscidae
Product: large ribosomal subunit protein P1-like
Exons: 2
Coding region: 1-330 (109 amino acids)
Source: RefSeq, a predicted model, not a curated record